AGUUUUGUUAUAGACUCACCACGACCACUCGCCUGCUGAUACUCUGACUUUCCCAAGACCAUUUUGCAUAAAUCAUCGAUGCGAUAUUCUGAAUCAAUAUCAAACGACAUAGCGCUGGUCAUGGUGUGGCAUGCUGUGGAAGCCGCUUAUGCUCUUCUCCACGUUCCAUAUACUAAACAUGGCUGAAAUGAGCCCUCGAGCAGUCUGAUUCCGCCUCGAGUCUGACCGCCUUAUACCAGCAGCCUUCAUAUGAUGUUUCGUCUCCUCUCCAAAUUAUAUCUGUUGUGUCUCCAAAUCUUGGAUAAUGUUCUCUUGUUCCAAAUGGGUCACACUUAUCUUGCCCGAUUUCAUGAAUUUGCCGAUGCCGCUGAAGCAGACGGCCUACAAGCUGUCAAUCGCUGGCGCGUGGAACAGCAAGCAGAGUGGAAUAGAGUAUCGAACACGCUCGCGUUCCUCGCCACUAUGAGUGCAGCUAUCCUCGCGAUUUCACCACCCGCUCCCCCUCUCGCUUUCUCUGUUUGGCUGGGAGCAGCUGGGUUGAGCGUCUGCGGUCUUUUCAUUGUUCAGUACUUCCCUAUCCAGGCGUUCUCUAUUUCGGACGAGGACAUGGCAGAGCUAGUGAAAGGUUGCAAUUACAUCAACCCAACUUUUCUUGCGAUUGCGGUCGCCAGCCCUGUCAUAUUCGCCCUCUGGUCAUCUAUCCUUUUUGCCGUUGGCAUCGUCGAUUACAUUAUUGAGAAUACUCAUGGCAAACCGCGGUUCAUGCUAUUCUCGCUUGUACCAGUCGCUAUCGGUUUCAUGGCAAGCGCGGCCGUCAUGGUCAUCGCCAGCAUCAUUGGGCAACGUGUUAAAGCCCGUUAUAAGGGAAAGCCACGCCAUAGGUGGCAUGGCUUACCGCACAAUGACGGAAAUGGAAGUUCAUUGAACUUGACACGGACGAGCGUGGGCGCCUGACCUUGAAGGGGGUGUCGACUGUGGAUUAGUUGCAUCCACAACCAUCUCAUCGUUCCAUACAUUGGCCUCGCUUCUUUGAUAAUAUCCAAAGUCUCAGCAAACAUUUACAUCGUUGUAUUAGGCAUGUAGGAUUGAGUCGUUUUCUUCCUUAUUUUGUACAGCAGCGCUGGAAUUCUCUGAAAUUAUUGUACACGCAUUACAUCCUUCUGUUGUAAUGAACUACUCCCUCUUGUAAAGCUCCA
Molecule: messenger RNA, 1196 nt
Organism: Suillus fuscotomentosus
Lineage: Eukaryota; Fungi; Basidiomycota; Agaricomycetes; Boletales; Suillaceae
Exons: 4
Coding region: 250-954 (234 amino acids)
Source: RefSeq, a predicted model, not a curated record